Messenger RNA from Owenia fusiformis, 2292 nucleotides. The record is from the annotation of a GenBank genome assembly. NCBI's taxonomy places the organism in Eukaryota, Metazoa, Annelida, Polychaeta, Sabellida, Oweniidae.
AAACAACAUGGCUGACAGGAAAAAGUUAAAGUAAAUGCAUAGAUUUUACAAAUUUAUAGAAUAAAGAUAAAUGAGUGCAACAAACAGACAAACGAUUGUCGUAUUUACGUUUAUAAUGUGAUUAACUGUUAUACAACUUCAGAAAAUUCGUUCAGUUGCAGGCCUAGAUACGCAACGUUGAGGAGUGUGAUAACAGGUGCUUGUUUCUGUCAGUCAACCAGAUUUCAAUUAUGAUUUGAUGGAAAUAUAAGCAAAUAUUACAGAAAAAAAGUUUGGAUAAAUAUGUAGACUUGAGGACCAUAUUUUGGCAAUAGAAUAUCAAAAUGCCAUUUGAAGCAACCAUAACUUUUAGUUUUUAUUUUAUCAACUGGGCAUUUGGCAUCACAGUGGUUUAUCACCAUAUGCUAGCCUAGGAGAGUUAGGCUAGUAUACACGUUGUAUAAAUUCAACAGUACACUGUUUCUUAUUAGACUGCGCAUCUAACAGCUUAGCAAUGAUUGCUACAAAGCGCAAUACCAAAGGCUUAAACAAUAACGCCAACAUUGUAAGCAAGGAUAGGUUAUUCUCUAUCACCAUCCAUAUGAGAACGACAGGAGAAAACUUCAAAAUGAAAAAGAUAUAUUCCGAGAUGAAAAUAUCAGAACUGAAGGGCUUUGCUGAGUUUUCCACUGGAAUACCUUUUGAUAUGCAGCGUUUGAACUAUUUAGAUGAGGGAGACCUACAAGAUCAUACUGAAGUAAGACAGAAUGAUAUUGUUCCCGGUGCCACUAUUAACAUGAAAGUCUGGCACAUGUGGACGACACUAGUUGAUGCUGUGGCUCAAAAUGAUAUUGACUGGCUUUUCAAAUUAGGAGUAAUAAAGGACUCAGAUUAUGAGACCCCUAAUUAUAACUACAUGAACAAGAAACAUAAAGGACCAUAUAUCGAGACUAGAGCUGCUGUAGCAUUGUUUGUUGCCGCACACAGAGGAAAUGUUCAGAUGUGCCGGAAGCUUAUCGAAGCAGGUGCCGAUGUGAAUGCCAAGACAGCUUUAGGUAGGACACCUCUACAUGUUGCCGCAGCAACAGACAGUGGACCAAUCAUAGACCUCCUGCUGGAGAAAGGUGCUAAUAUAAAUGAAGUGGACAUCAACGGUGACACAGCUUUGGACAUUUCAAAUUUCUUUGGUCACAAGGGAUGUGAGCGCCAUCUUUUCUUGUUCCGAUGGCAAGAACGCGCAAAACAGUCAAGAAAGAAAAUUGGGCGUCCAAAGAUGGCGCACAUGCACUUUGAUUCCGCAUUUCCUGUGUGGUUGUCUGGCAAACAUGGUCAGAUUUAUAUGUCAGAGAUUAUGGGGCCACAGGAGUUCCAAGGAACUGGGUUUGAUGCUCCUAAGCAUGUUCACCAUGGGCCACCACAGAGACAGGAAAGAACCAUUUCAGCAGCAUCCACAUUUGAUAGUCUGGAUGCUGAAAAUGAAGAAUGGGUGAAAGACCUGGAGAGACAAUCCACAAGACAGCUGUCUCGGGAGAAGAGCAGAGGGUCAACCACACUGGCAUCUGCCCUUAAGAUGCCUACAAUAACAGAGUCAGAAAAUGCCACUGUUGGAGGAGGGACAAAUACAGACUCCAGAGGUAAGACACGGGACACAAGACGAGGUAGCGAACUUUUGCUCUCAAGGGAAGCUACAGACUUGAGCAAAGCCAGCAAAGAUUCUACAGCUGCAGGAAAAUCUCCCCGAAAAAGUUUAACUUUCUUAGAUCCUGUGUCAAAAGAGGAGAAAAAGACGAAAGAGUUUGAAAGUUGGCUGGAAGAAAAGAAGAAAGAAGAUGCCAUCAAAUUGAAAGAAAGGCGUGAAAAAGAAGCAGAUGAAAAAUGGGAGAAAGAGAAAAGAUCCAGAGAGGCUGAAGAGAAUGAGCUAUCAUACGAAACAUGGUUGAAAGAAACCAAAAAACAAGAACGAAAAUUAUCUCGUCAAGAAACCAGAGCCAAAAUAAAAUUUGAAAGUCAAAAGGUGGACCGAAUUAGCGAGAAUACUAAAACCGCAAUAAAAAAUUGGGCAAAAAGGAGUAAAGAUGUUGAAGAGGCAAAGGUUGUGCCAUUGGCGGUAGAACAAAUCAAGAAGGGUGGUAGAAUUAGAAAACCUGAGAUAGUGGCGAGUUGAUCAGGGAACAAUCAAAGGAAGACAUCCAAUUGAUUUGCUGUUUGUCUGAGAUUGAAGGAGUUAUACAUCUUUGCACAAUUGGUUGUCACUUUGACCGACGGGAGCCGAGUGAACAAAGAUGGGAGGUAAAAUGGAUCCAUCCAAUCACU